UGACUAAUUUUAGAUACUCUAUCUCUCAAAUUGUUUUUUCAAGCAUUUUUGUUUGAAAUUAAAAUGUAAAAGAAACACUGGAAAAGUCAAGAGAAGAAUCUUUAAAGCUCUAUUAUUUCUCUGAGGAAAUAUUUGUACAGCUGACUCUUCAGCAAAUAUAUUUCAAUACCUUGAAAGUGAAUCAUAAUAAAAUUUUGCACUUGGGACGUGAGACAAUUUAAUAAAGAAUUAAUUUACAGUCUGCAAUGGAGCCUCCUUCGUUAGACUUGGCUAAAGUGUACGAAAGUAAAAGUCCUCAGCUAAAACGAGAAGAUGUGACGAUUUUGCAAGAGUGGAUCAAUGCUAGGAAAUAUAAUACGACUGUAUUGGAUGAGAUUGAUUUAAUUUCCUUCCUCUGCGAGUGUGAUUAUGACGUUGAAAUGGCCAAGAAACGCAUCACAGGAACAAUUCUAUUUCGCAGUCGAGCAAAAAUUUUCCAGGAUAUCGAUAUGAGAAGUAAAAGUGUUAAAGCCGCCAUGGAGUCCGUACUCGUAUCAAGCCUAAAACUAGAAGAUGACUCUUGCAAAUUGGCAAUCUUCAUAAAAAUUCUACCCAGUGACCCUCAACAAAUAGACAUUGCAAAUGUGAUCAAGGUGAUAUUAAUGUAUAUCUAUUUGUGGUUUCGCGGACUGGAACCACCAGUUGAUCACGUAAUAAUCGUAGAUCUUGAGGUGAUCACUUUGGCACACUUGGAAGCUCUCAAUCUACAGUCAACUCUGCGAGAAUUGUCCUGCUUCUACAAUUACUUCUCAUUGGGCACAUUGAAAACACUACACUUUAUCAACGUAGGAUCAUGGAUUGAUCAGUUGCUUUCAAUCUUGAAAUCUACAAUGGGUCGUGAUUUCAGCGAAAAAAUCUGCGUGCAUACAAACGUAAACAAUCUGCUUGAGUUCAUAUCACUUGAGCAUCUGCCUAAAGAAUUGGGUGGAAAUUUUCUCGCAUUUCAUCAAUUGCAUGAGGCGAUGAAAGAAUUGCUUGGGAAGCAUACCGAUGAAUUAUUGAAGAAGUAUGAGAUUCAAUCGAAUGAAUUUCUCCAUAUUGAUUCAAAAUCUUCAAAAUCAUCUAAUCCCGAAGCUGAUUUAUUUGGUGCUGAUGGUACUUUUAAGCAAUUGGAAAUUGAUUGAAUUUGGCAACAAUUUGCUGGAUAAUUUCAGUUAUAUUCCCCAUUUCACUUUUGAUGAUGAAUAUCUUAUUUAACUGUUAAUCUUGCUGAGAAAAAAUGUGGACAUUUCACAGCUCUGAGAAGUAUGCAAAAUUUUAUAAGAAAAAAUUUUAGUAAAUUCAUGCCAUUGACUCUUUUAUGGGUAAAAAAACUCGUGAGGAUUUCCCUGAACUUACCAAGUUCACUAAAAAGUUUUAUUUGUUGGCGAUGGCGGCAUCAACAUUUUCUGUACUGAAGAGUUUAUCAGGGUCAAGUAUACUCUUACAUUUUUCUAAACAAAAUUUCCAAUUAAAAUAUGAUGUAAUGUAAAGCCUAAAGGUUUAAUAUUUCUCGAUGUUACACUAAGAACUAUGAUUUGUCAUAUGAAAAAUAAAUUAAUGGAUAUGUGAAUAAAAAAAAUCGUAUAAAUUAAGAAACAAGCGAGAAAGAAUAUUCUUCAGUGAAUUAAGCAAAAUAAACACCCACAUCUAUUCAGCAAUGAAUAUUAAUGGACUUGAGCCAUAUUUUAGGCUGUAACUUUUGAUUGUAUGCUAAUAAUCAUUUCAGAAAAUUUAAAUAAAAGUGAAAAUAAUAAUCUUAUAAUAAAUAAAUUUACUAUCUUCA
This is a messenger RNA of Phlebotomus papatasi, 1804 nucleotides long. RefSeq lists its product as uncharacterized. Gene Ontology annotation, molecular function: phosphatidylinositol bisphosphate binding. Gene Ontology annotation, cellular component: membrane. NCBI's taxonomy places the organism in Eukaryota, Metazoa, Arthropoda, Insecta, Diptera, Psychodidae. The transcript is spliced from 2 exons. The coding region runs from base 246 to 1163 and encodes 305 amino acids. The record is from RefSeq and is a predicted model, not a curated record.